GUAUUAAUAAAAUUUCGCGCAAGUAAUUGAUCCAGGAAGGAGUAAUAAAUAUAAAUUAUUUAUAUUCAAGUCACAUAGACAGGCUGACACAAACUGAUGGAAUACCUUGAUGUCAGUGAUGGAGAUGCCGUGUUGUGGCUGUGGGAUGGACAGACACCCUCGGAACACCUGCAAGCUGCUGUUAAGUCCCUCCAGGAAAGGGUCGGGGCAGGGCGAGUACAGAUGGAAAAUAUCCAUAGACUGAUGAUGGCAAACCAUGCAGCAUCAAGUUUUAAUGUAGCUCUGUCCGGGCUAAUUCAGCCAUCCACAGAUUCUAUGUCUUCGGAUGCACUGGGGGAGGUGUGCCGUUUACUCAAAUCCAAUGGGAGGCUUUACAUGGGUCAGAUGGUUGUAGGAGGGCUUAGUGAUGAAAACAAGACAGAUACAUCACAGAAAUCCAUGUCUGCAUUGAAGUUGUCAGGAUUUGUGAAUGUUGCACAGCCUACAGUAUUGCAGUUGUCUGAUGACAUGAAGCAGAGCAUUGCAAGCCAACACAACACCUCAGACAUAGGUCUCCUGCUGUUUACUGCCUCAAAACCCAGCUACGAAGUCGGCUCUACAUCACAAUUGAAAGUCGCCUUUGGCAAGAAAAAUAAAGACCCUCCACAGCAAAAAGAGAAAACUGCAGCUGUGUGGAAACUGUCUGCCAUGGACAUUGGGGACGAUGACAUUGAGCUUGUUGACGAUGACGACCUACUGGAUGAGGAAGACAAGAAAAAACCUGAUCCUGCUUCACUUAGAGCUGACUGUGGCACAGGCCCAGACAAGAAACGUAAGGCGUGUAAAAACUGCACAUGUGGUCUGGCAGAUGAGUUGGAUAAUGAGGCCCGCCAGUCGAAACCUGCUACGUCAGCAUGUGGAAAUUGUAACCUUGGAGAUGCAUUCCGGUGUUCGAGUUGUCCAUACCUGGGCAUGCCUGCAUUCAAAGCUGGGGAAAAAAUUGCCCUCUCAGACCGCCAGCUCAAAGCAGACAGAUAGUGAUUUGUGACUGUUAUAGUGGACUGUGACCGUGAGAAUGGACCGUGAUAUUGUAGUUUGACCGUUAUAGUGGACAAUGACUGAGAAGUUGACUGUAGUUUAGUUCCUACUGCCAUUGAUCUUUAUCAAGCAUGCUUGAUAAAAAAAAAAAAUGUACUCACCAUGAUAAACCAUAAGUAAUCAAGCAAGCAAGUAACAUAGUACUCAAAAUUGUUUUUUUCUACCUCUAUGAAGCCUUGCAUAUGUCGCACCAAAUAAUGUUUUUGUUGUACAGAAUUUUGCCGAAAAAAAAAAAUUGGCGAAAUGAAAUCUAUAAAUUACAUUUCAUUUAAUAACAGAGCAGGCAAAGGCACACAUUUUUUUCUCUACAUAAUUUAUCAUUUAGAAAAAUAAACCUGAAUAAUUAUGACUUUAUUCUAAUUUCUAAGUAUAACUUUAAGAAAAAAACUACAUGUUACUGAGUAUUCAUCUUUGUAACUAUUUCAGUAUUCUGGGAGUAGUCAAAGACAUACAAAAACAGGAUUUUAUGUUAUUCCAUGCAAAAUAGGUUUGAAAGAAAGUAAUUCUUUUUGUCAUAUUUCAGAAAAAAUAUUGGUAAAAAAAGCAGUCACUUCAAAGAAAGAAAAUAUUUUAUUGCAUUUUUACAAAAAAAACAUGUUUAAUAAUAUCAUAUAUAUAACGUAAAUAUUUUUUAUUGCAUUUUUAGACAAAAAUGAUAGGUAAAUCUGUGAAAUGAUACAUCAUUAAUUAUAGAUUUAUAACUAUGACUUUGUGCAGUCGACCUGUCUGUAGUUAAAUAUAAUAAUCAUGUAUUGGUUUGUGUUGUAGUUCGGAGUUGCCAGUGUAUAUUACAGAACGUAUAUCUGUAGAUUUGAAUCCAUUCCUGUAAUACUACGAUAAAUGAUUUUAUAAUCUUGAUGAGAGUGAGUCUUAUUCUAUGGAUGUGUAUUUAUUUGUUGUAUAUGAUUUUUUCAUUGAUCUUUGUAAAAUGCACAUCUAAAUAGGAAAAAUGAUGCAACCACUGAUUCAUGCUUUUGAGAGGUGGCCAUUAUAUUAGAUUGAAAUCAUCUGGAUGGGAUAUAAUUUAUAAUGUAAAACAGAGCAAAAGUGUUUUGUGGAUUUGUGAUAUUGAUAAAAUUUUCUUUUAUUUUCUUAUAUGCAAGAGAUUAAGUUAAGAGAACUUGCAUCACACAACAUUGCCUUUGGUAUUGUAUUACAAAAUUAACAUAAGGUAGGGCAAGUUAUUUACAUUAUUAGCAUUUUAAAGUGAAUAACCACCCUAUUAUAGCAUUAUGAGGAUAAAUCUUAUGUGUAACAAGUAAGUUAUUUCAUUCAACCAAAUUACUAACUUAAUCUUUAUUUACCAAAAAAUUAUUUACAAUGAUUUUCACAAAGAUUUUUUUCCUUAAAAAGUCUCAGAACACUUCAAAAUGAGAUUAUUGUACAAAUUCUACUCAAACAAAAAAGUGGGAUUUGCUAUAAAUCCUGUUAGAUUGUUCGAGAGAUUAUGGCCAGCUAAUGAAAAAAAAUAAAUUUGAAAGGAAGAGUAUUCUAUAAAUGGUAUAUAAAAAUGGGGCUCAGCUGUAAUUGUAUAUCUCUAUGACAAAUGCCUUUUACUGUUAAAACAAACUCAUGAAUUACGUAGAUUUUAAUGUUGUAAAAAAUAGAUAACAAAAACAAUUAUUUACCUAUUCAUUAUUGAAAUAAUUUUUGCAAAGAGAAUCGAUAAGCUAUGCUAAAUACUAAAUACUGAUUUGAUAGAUAAGAUAUGUUUAAUUAUCAUUCAUAAUGUAGUUUUGCCUUUGUAAAAUCCCACACAUGUAUUGUUGCCACUGUACAAUUUAAACGAGGAAUGUCGGUACCAUCCUUUAAGUAAACUUAACAGUUUCAUUGUGCAUAUGAUUAAUUUGGGGAUUUAGUCAUGACAGCAAGAUGCAUGUGUAAUUGUUAUUAUGUGAACAGUUAUUACAUCAACACAUGUCUAUAACUUUCCCUGUUGAUAUUAUAAAAAAAGAAUAACUUUGAAUGGUAUAAAUGUUAGUGAAACAAUAAAUAAUUAUGUGUCA
This is a messenger RNA of Mya arenaria, 3083 nucleotides long. Its product is annotated as anamorsin homolog. NCBI's taxonomy places the organism in Eukaryota, Metazoa, Mollusca, Bivalvia, Myida, Myidae. Gene Ontology annotation, cellular component: cytoplasm. Bases 97 to 1017 code for a protein of 306 amino acids. The transcript has 7 exons. Gene Ontology annotation, biological process: iron-sulfur cluster assembly. Gene Ontology annotation, molecular function: iron-sulfur cluster binding. The record is from RefSeq and is a predicted model, not a curated record.